Molecule: messenger RNA, 2627 nt
Organism: Geodia barretti
Lineage: Eukaryota; Metazoa; Porifera; Demospongiae; Tetractinellida; Geodiidae
Source: the annotation of a GenBank genome assembly
GAACUGGAUGCAGUGAACCAGCGGCACGAGGAGGAGGCCAGAGAGCACCAGGAGGAGAGGGAGAAAUGGAGGGAAGAGACAGCUGCUAAACUCUCUGACAAGGACAGGGUGCGCUACAAUUACCAUGGCACCUAAAUUUUUGAGAGAUGCAAAUUAUUUUUACGACUUCCUUUGUAAUGUGAAAGUGGUUUACACAUUAUAGAUUUGUGAUAGUCGCUUCGGCGAUAAAUAGUUCAGCGAAAUCUUGUUUGGCCGAAUUUUUACGAAAUUUUUCAUCCGUCAAAAGUUGUAUGUCCAACAUGAUAAUUAUGUACCUAGUGUAGUAGACAUAGUGCACACUACUCUAGUUACUGAAUGCUGAAAAGUGAGUUUCUGUUAACAGGAAAUACAGGUUCUCCGGAGCAGGUUUGACAAGGCAGACGAGGCGGCGACGGAGCUGAAGCUACAGGUGGUCGAGCUGCAGCUGGAGAAGGUCACCUGCGAGCAGAACCUCCAGGAUGAGGUCUCCAACUUACAGGAGAGAUUGUCUCAGGCUGAGAGAGAUAAGGAGGAGGGAGAAAUGGUCUGGGAACAGAAGAAAGAUGAACUAGAAGGAAGAGUUACUGAGUUGGAAGAGACAGUGUCAGACAGAGAGUUCCAAGUGGCUUGUCUGCAGGACCAGCUCAAAUCUCUAGAAACCUUCAAGGCUGAAACUCUCAGUAACAUAGUGAAAGAAUCAAAAGACGAAGCACUACUCAAACUCCAGAAUGAAAUUAUUGAUCUGGAGAGAAGGCUACAUUCUAGGACUAUGGACGUGGAAAUGGCACGCAUUGAUGCCGACACCCAGAUGAGAUGGAAGGAGGAGCAACUCCAAGAGGGAGUCUCACGACAACUGAAGCUAAUGGCGACGGAGAAGGAACUGCGAGAGACGGUGAGCGAAAAAGACGGCGAACUUCGCGAACUCCGGCAGCUGCUGGACCGAGCGCGAUCGGACGGAGGGAAGAAGGAGAGAGAGGUGACGAGGCUCACAACUGAGCUGGGAGAGGCCAACAAGACUAGCUCAGAGCUGGAGAAGAAGUUGGAGGAGGCGGUGGUGUCUCACGCCAGACACCUCCAAGAAAUGACAGCCCAGAAAGACACGAGAAUAGCCGAACUUUCAAAGGCACUGGAGGAGCUGCAGUCAGAGAUUCUGGGAUCUGAGACUGUUGCUGCUCCCGAGAGGAACCCCCUGGACUUUGCCACUGUCUCCACUCAGACCGACCCACCUCCCCCUCCUCCUUCUCCAUCUCCUCAGGAGGAGGCUAAAGUGGGAGAAGGUGCAGCAGUUCUCCAAGUCAGCAACAUCCCAGAUACCUCCCUGACUGUUACCAAUGGACUGGGAGGCAGUGAGACAGAGGAGAGAGAAGAGGAGGGAGAAUUGACAAUGGAGUCACACGGACUCAUAGAAGAGUUGCAGCUGUUGAGACAGGAACAGGUACGGCUGCAGGAAGAAGUUGCGGAGAAGAACAAACUCGUCCGCUUUCAACAACUCAAGAUUGUCGACAUGAGGAAGGCUCUAAAUAGAGAACUGCGUUCACAGUCAUCCGUAGACCAAUUCACACCUCCCCCUCGCCUCCCUCACACCUUCCCCGCCCCACCAUCGGUACCCUUCACCAUGACAACAAUGUUGUUGAGGGGGAAAUCCCCUGGCCCCGCCCCCAGUGGUCCGAUAACGAGCUGCGACGACGUCAACAUUCAGUACCUGAAACACGUCAUUAUUAAAUUCCUGUGCAGCAGAGAAGAUGAGGCAACUCAGCUAAUCAGAGCUGUAGCCACACUCCUGAAUUUCACCACUCAGGAAGAGCAGUUCGUCAAAGACUACUUCGACUAUAAGAUGUCGUGGUUUGGGAGCAUGCCUCAGCCUAUUUAUCAUCCUGUCAGAAACACGUGACCCAAACUCUCUAGCAUCUCUUCUUACACACACACACACACUUCCUUCAAUGCCACGUCAAAUCAUCACGUCAUUAAUUUAAAAUUCCAUCAUAAUUCAUAAUAAUAAUGGUAUAUCGGUGUAUUAUUAUCAUACAGUUUGUUUUGAUGAAUGGUGGAUUAAAAAUGAAUUGAACCCUAGUAGCAAAUAAAUAGUUGAUAUAAAACGUGACAUAAAAAACAUACACCAAAAAUUGACUUCUAUGAGGAAAAUGAAAUAUUUCACCAUUUUUCAUGAUAAUCUCGUAAGUGGCCUGUGGUUAUGAUGUCACCAUUGUACAAAUGCUGCCAAGUGGACAGUCUCGCGAUACACUGCGCCGAUGACGGUUACCGGUAGGACGGUCAUGAGGACAAGAGAGACGGCAAAAUGCCCGAGACUUUUCGAACUCUCGGUCUGGAGAUAGUGGUAAUAGUGGCAGACGGACAGACUCAAUAGCAGGCACCACACCAGAACCGAAGACCCUAUCAGGAAAAACACGUCUAGACUUUCCGGAGGAAUGGCGUCAAUGUUGAUAUUGACGACGCGGAGGAGGAAUGCGAUGAGUAGAAAAGCUGGUAGCGAUGCCUUUUUUAUCAGCCGGUUUGACGAAAAACCGAGGCAGGGGAGGACUGUUAGUGCUGAUAUCCAGAAACACCAGUUCAGGAGAUGCUCUGGUUCCAGCGGUGUUGUAGGGUCGGGU